Sorex araneus (European shrew) is the source of this 2987-nucleotide messenger RNA. It is a transcript of the gene TMT1A, whose product is annotated as thiol methyltransferase 1A. NCBI's taxonomy places the organism in Eukaryota, Metazoa, Chordata, Mammalia, Eulipotyphla, Soricidae. Bases 340 to 1074 code for a protein of 244 amino acids. Gene Ontology annotation, molecular function: S-adenosylmethionine-dependent methyltransferase activity. The record is from RefSeq and is a predicted model, not a curated record. The transcript has 2 exons.
AAGUUUCCUGGUUGAGGACACGGGAGGAUCCCAGGACUGGACCCAGCGUGUGAGCGCCUAACCCUCCAGGGAAAUAGCUAGCAGUGGUCCCCAGGAGGGCUGGACCGAGUAAGGAUUCUAAUCAACCUUCCUUUUGAGGAAAACCUUCUCCGUUUUCCUUAGCAGAACUAAGCUAUGACUCAGCUUAUGCUAAUUGUGUAUUAACCGCGGGAAACUGGCUCCUUGCCAGACUUCAGCUGCUGCAUAGUUUGGGCACAGCCAGAUCUUUUUCGCUCCUGCAGUUAAAGGAUUCAGGUCUGUAACUGCUGGUCUUUUUUGUUUUGUUUCUCUUUCUGGACGAUGGCGUUUAUCAUCUUUAUCCUCCGGUUGGCCAUCUGCAUCCUGACAUUUCCCAUGUACCUGCUGAAUUUUCUGGGCUUGUGGAACUGGAUAUGCAAAAAAUGGUUCCCCUACUUCAUGGUGAGCUUCACUGCGAUGUAUAAUGAGCAGAUGAUGAGCAAGAAACGGGAGCUCUUCAGCAACCUGCAGGAGUUUGCGGGUCCCUCGGGGAAGCUCUCUCUGCUGGAGGUGGGCUGCGGCUCUGGGGCCAACUUCAAGUUCUAUCCCCCCGGCUGCCGGGUGACAUGUGUGGACCCCAAUCCCAACUUUGAGAAGUUCUUGAUCAAGAGUAUUGCCAAGAAUCAACACCUGCAGUUUGAGCGCUUCGUGGUGGCUGCCGGGGAGAACAUGCACCAGGUGGCCGACGGCUCCGUGGACGUGGUGGUCUGUACCCUGGUCCUGUGCUCUGUGGAGAACCAGGAGCGGGUCCUGCAGGAAGUGUGCAGAGUGCUGAGACCGGGAGGGGCUUUUUAUUUUAUGGAGCAUGUAGCAGCUGGACGUUCAACCUGGAAUCACUUCUGGCAGCAGGUCCUGGAUCCAACCUGGAACCUUCUCUUUGAUGGAUGCAACCUGACCAGAGAGAGCUGGAAGACCGUGGAGAGAGCGGGUUUCUCCAAGCUGAAGCUGCAGCACUUACAGGCCCCCCUGUCCUGGGAGUUGGUGCGCCCUCACAUUUUCGGAUAUGCUGUGAAAUAGCAUGGCAGGGGCGCAGGGCUGAGUGGCUCAAUCACUAAGGCUUUAGCUUAACACAGAAGGCUACUUGGCAGAAAGGAAACCCCGGUUUGGUUAUUUGUUAUCAAGGUAAAGUUGAAUUAUAUCCCUAAAAUUUACAUUGUAAUAUUUCCAGCAUUUUCUAUUGUCUCCCCUCAAGAAUCAAAAACAGAAUAAAACAGAAAACACUUCUGAAUUCUCUGAAAAAGCGAAGUGAGCUCCCAUAACUGAAUUCUGUCAUUUAAUCCCAAACUGACUUUAUUGAAUAAUUUCAAAUUUUUCCAGGUGUCUUCCUUAAAUUGUUAUUCAAUAGAUUUUAGUUUUGUCCCCUCUUUGGAAGCUUGAUACUAACAAGUCAAAUAACUCAAAAAAAAGACUUUCAAAAGAGAGACACGGGCUGGUUUGCAUCAGGACCCUCUGUAUUUGCUUAUGUAGCCUGACCUGUUUUUAUUUUCCUUUAUUUCUUCUGUCAAUUAAAGUUAUUAUCCAACAAAAAAAAAAAAAGAGAGAGACACGGGGACCAGGCAGGGAUUCACUCAAAGGGCUGGAGCCCAGGUUCCAUGCCCAGAGCCCCAUGGAUGACCCCACCAAAAAAAUAAAUAAAUAAAAAGAGAGAAAAAUGAAAAUAUCUUAAUAAUUUACAAGCCAAAUAAAAACAAUGUUAACAGAUGAUAAUCCAAAUCAUCAACAUAUGCAAGUAGAACAAAUAUUUUUAAAAAGGAAACUGAUACUUGAUCUUCAUGCCCGUGUUCUUGCUUGCUUGUCUCUAUGUCUCUGCUUGCUUUUCCCAUGCUAGAAAAGUCUGUGCUGUAUCUUGAAUACAUAUUCUUUCCCCUCUCCCUCUAUCCUCCCUCUUCAUCUUCCUAAGUAAAUUUCAUUCAAUUAAAGCUAUGAGCUUAAAAAAAAAAACCAAAACUGUUGCUUCAUUAAAAAAGAAAAAAGAUCUGAAUAUAUUUGCUAUUCUUAGUAUCAGUAGGCUGGCACUCAAAAUUAAUCUGCCAAAAAGUCACAGUAGGCCUGCUUUGUUGUAUCUUUUAUUCUACCAUUUUAUUGAAGUUUGUUUUCCUGCAUUUUAGCCUUCUGUUUGUUUGUUUGUUUGGGCAGGGGGAGGGGGCAUAGCUGGUGGUGCUCAGGGCUUACUCCCUGCUCUGCUCAGGGAUCACUCUUGGAGGGACUCUGGGGACCAUCUGGGAUGCUGGGGACCAAACCCAGGUUGGCCACAUGAAAGUCAAGUGCCCUCCCUACAAUUCUAUUGCUCCAACCAAUCAGCCUUCAAUUCUUAAGAUAAAGAUUGUACUUGUCACUUUAUUAUAUACUUAAGACUAUUUGAGGCAAUUAAGGUUUUUUAGAAUCUUUUUCCUUAUAAUAUAGCAUAUACUUUGUUGAAUCUGGUAGAUUGCAGGUAAGAAAAGGCCCACUGUAAUUAGAAAAACCUGUGUAAUUAAGUAUUCUAUAUUAGGAGCUAUGUAAGAGCCCGUAAAAAGGGGGCAGGCUGUCUGUGAGCCUAUAAAGAAGUAAACAAGUAUUUGGGGGAUUAUUGUGAUCAAGUUUCUAUUCCUGUCCUAAGCUGACAUUUUUGUUAUUUUUGCAACUAUACAAACCUUUUAAAAAUUAUCACAAGUGAGCUGCUUGCAAUUGGGUGGUUAGUCACAAAACUUAAGAUUUUCAGGGGCUAGGGAUGUUCUCAGAGGUAGAAUUGUGUGUGAGGCCUUGCAUGUGUGAGGCCCUGGAAUAGAAUUCAGAACCACAAAAAUAUCUAUUUUUAGCGAUAGAUUAUAUGUAUUUUAUUAUAAUUAUUGUAUUUUUGAGGUUAUUUUGCAUGUUUUAAUUUUAAAUAUCAAAUCAACUAAUCAUAUAUAAUUUAGACAUGGAAAUAUAAUAAAUGAUUUAUAUCUUUG